AUGCCAACCAAUAAAGAUGCAAGACCGUGGCAGCGACGCGCUUCUGCCCGCCGAGGCAGCGUGGGCUCUCUCGAGGCCAUCCUCGCUGAAGGCGUCGAGCCUGAUGCGGCGCUCCUUGUGGACGGUGCGUCCGUGCUGCACGUGGCCGUCGCGUCGGGCAACCUCGCAGCCGCACGGCUUCUGCUGGCGGCCGGCGCUGACAUCAAUCGACCCGACACGCGCCAGCAUUCGCCUCUCUAUCGCGCAGCGUUCCGUGGCGACGAGGCUAUGGUACGCCUCCUCCUCCAUUCCAAUGCCAACGUCGACCAGCCCACAAGUCUUGACGAGACGCCGCUCAUGGCAGCAGCGCAAGAGGGACACGUGGCGAUCGUCGCGCUGCUGCUGUCCAGCCAUGCACAGGUCGACGCAACCAACUGUUACGGCGAAACAGCGUUGUACUGGGCGGCCGCGCGGGGUCAUGCCGACGUUGCCGCCCUUUUGCUAAGCGCCAACGCCAGUGCGACCUUGCGCACGCCGAUGGGCCGGUCCCCGCUCCUCGUCGCCGUCCAAGGCAAGGCGUUGGACGUUGUCGAGCAUGUGCUGCUGCAUGGACCGCUCGACAGAGAAGAUGUGCGUGACGCUGCGCUGCUGGCGCUGCGAGAUCAUUCGGAUCCUGUGCUCGUGACGCGCCUCCUGCAUGCGACCGUUCGCCCGACGCACUGGGAAGCGGUUAAAGCGAUUCUGGUGACGCGCACUCAAAGUGACUCGAGCUUUGCAAAUGCGCUGUUGACCAUGCCGCCUACGCUCCACCUCUGCGACAAAAUGCUGCGUGCGCUGGCCAAGGAGGUCGUGGCGGCACGUCGUCGUCCUAGUGCAUAGGACGCAUCCGCCCAAGGAGCGAGUUCUGUGAGAUCAGGUCU
Molecule: messenger RNA, 899 nt
Organism: Saprolegnia diclina VS20
Lineage: Eukaryota; Oomycota; Saprolegniomycetes; Saprolegniales; Saprolegniaceae
Exons: 11
Coding region: 1-858 (285 amino acids)
Molecular function (GO): protein binding
Source: RefSeq, a predicted model, not a curated record